Messenger RNA from Anthonomus grandis grandis, 1595 nucleotides. RefSeq lists its product as uncharacterized. The transcript is spliced from 3 exons. Lineage: Eukaryota; Metazoa; Arthropoda; Insecta; Coleoptera; Curculionidae. The coding region runs from base 246 to 1427 and encodes 393 amino acids. The record is from RefSeq and is a predicted model, not a curated record.
UUAACGAUACCCGCGUAAAAAGGUUUUGUUUGUUAUUGCUGUUAGUGAAAAACAAUACAAUAGACAAUAAUAAUUUGAGUAAUUGUGAAGAUCAUGAGACAAAGCCAGUAAGCACAAAAAAGAGAAAAUGUACGGGUCGGGUAAGAGAUGCUACCAAGUUAAUAAGGCUUCAGUUACAUCUAACUGGUGAUGCCUGUCAAUGCCGACGAUACAGAUGUUUUGAAAAAAUAACUGCAGAUGAAAGCAUGGACAUUGUACCAAAGUUUAAUCUAAUAAAAAGUUGGAAUGAUCAAACAGCCUAUUUAACAGGUCUAAUUUCUCUUUGUCCAGUGGCUCAGCGCCGACCUCAAUUACCGGAAGAUGAGAGUGUCCUGAGAACUUCAACGUUUUAUUACAAGGUGCGUAUAGUUCGUGAGAAUGUAGCAGUUGAAGAGCGAGUUUGCAAGAAUGCGUUUGUUUCUCUACAUGGUUUAACAAGACGUAGAAUAAAAACCAUACAAAAGAGUCUCCAGAAGAGUGGAACUGCACCUAUUGAUAAACGCGGCAGACAUUUGAAUAGAAAACACAAACUAAGCGUUGAAACUAAAAACAAAAUUUUAGAACACAAUAAAAGUUUCAAGACUCGAUUAAGUCACUACAGUCUUAAUAAAAUUAAGAGAAUUUAUUUAUCUGCCGAGUUAAAUGUGAAAAAAAUGUGUGAUAUGUUUAAAGAAAAAUUUCCUCAAGUUAAGGCUAGUUAUGAAACUAACCGCUCCAUAUUUUGCAGCAAGUUUAAUAUAUCCUUUGGAUAUCCGCGUAGUGAUACUUGUAGCUUCUGCGACCAAUUAAAAGUACAGAUUGAUGCAUGCCACGAGGAAAAGGGGAUUAAGGAUUUGAUAAUUCAACAAAAACUACAUCUAGCGAAAGCCGAGGUAUUCUACGCACGUAAAAAGCAGGCCAGGUUGAGGAGUCGAACAAAGGCAGACACAGAAGCAAUAUGCAUGGAUUUCGGAAGAAAUUUGCCCAUGCCGAAUUUAUCUACGAAUGAUGUGUACUACAGCCGGCAGUUAUCAUUAUUUUCAUUUAUUGUACACAAGCUCUCAAAUUCUGAAGUAUUCUUCUAUGCUUAUCCUGAGACAGUAGAAAAAAAGGGCGCGAAUGAAUUCUGCUCAUUUUUUGUCCACACGUCCAAUCCGGCAAUUAAAAUUACCAAGGAACAUCCUCGCUUAGUUUUUCAUCGAGAUACUUACAUUGGUCUUUGGAACUCGUCAGUUAUUGUACCUCCAAGAAAAAAGAGAAUCACUGGUCCGCCGCUACCCGACGGUCAGUUUUACCACCCACCAGUCGCAACUUUUGAUGAUACACCUAUCCCUUUGGAGAAAUACAAGGACCUGCAGAACUUUAAAAAAUUUUGCACCCCAGAGAGUCAGCUUUUUAUUCUAAUUUAAAACACAACUUUUUCCGUUCAUCCCAUAAGAACCGAAUCCAGAAGAGAAGUUUUAUUUUUGUUUAUUAUGACAACCAUUCUUUUAUAAAUACCUACAUAUAAAUAAAAUAAUACAUUAUAGUUUAUGUUUGGUAAAUAAAUAACAGAGUAUAAAUAAUUAUUUAAGCAA